Paramecium sonneborni is the source of this 1522-nucleotide messenger RNA. NCBI's taxonomy places the organism in Eukaryota, Ciliophora, Oligohymenophorea, Peniculida, Parameciidae. The record is from the annotation of a GenBank genome assembly.
AUGAAUCAACCACCUCUUUCUAUGGACUCAAGCUAAAUUAAUCUUUUAAAAAAUUUAGAUGACAUUGAUGAUAUCUUUAAUGGGUUAGCAUAAGAUGAUGGAGCUUAAUUAGAUUAAGAUUUUGAAGAUUUCUUAGAAUGUUUCAGUGAUGAUGAAGAUUCCGAAGAAGAAUCAAAUUUUAGGCCAUUCCCUAGUUUUAGAAAUGUAACUCCAUCAGUUUAAUUUUCAACUUUUGCUGAAUCAGAUUAAGUUAUCAAGAAAUAAACAGAAGAAAAACUUUUAGCUCCUCCUGGAGAUCAUUAAUUCCCUGUUUAUGAUGAUCAAUAAUAAGAAGACUCAGUUGAUGAAGAUGAUGACCUUUCUGAUUUUUUUGAUAGCUUUGGUAUUUAGAAAUGGUUUAUUUAGAUAUAAAUAAUACUCACUAAAAUAAAGAAGAUGAAGUAAAUUAUAUCGAAAUUAAAUAUUUUGAUGAGACUUAUAAAAUCCCAAUCUUUACAGCUAAAUUAUUCGAACCAGAAUAACCUCUAGAAGAUAGAUUACUCUUUGAAAAUACUGAAUUAGUUUUAUGUAAAACAGAAAUGCAUGAUUUUCAUAAACAUUUAGAAAGCAUUAUUACUAAAGUAUUACUAUAUGAAAUAUUUUGAAAGGAUCAAAAAAGUUUUAAUGUUUUCACAUUUUCUGUGAUGAUUUUAAAAAUUCAAUCUGUUUUACUGGCUGAAAUUCUUAAAUCCUUUCAAAAAGUAUUGAUUAAAUAUGAUAAAUUAGAUGAAAGAUUCUUAAUAAGUAUGGUUGGAUACUUCCCCAUCCUUUAUUUGUUAAGAGAAAGUAACUUAAUUUGGAAGAUAAUUAAAAUUAUUUUAAGAAUCAGUCAAUUAUGUUAUUGAUAGUAACUCCAAUAAAAUUACUAGUAGAAGAUUUUUUGAUAAAUAAAAACCAGCAUAUUUUCAAGAUAAAAAGAAGGAAAAUAAAAAGAAAGAAUUAACAGAAGAAGAAAAGUAUAUAUCAUCAAUAAUUAUUAGAAUAUUGGAGCUAUAAUAAAUACCUUAUAAUUAGAAUUUCAAUCCUCAAUCUAGUUUAGUUUGUAUUCUUUUUUUUAAAGCUUAAGCUUUAUUUGAAUCCAUGGUAAUAGUUCUUACAUUACAAAAAGAACUCUGAAAAAUAUAAAGAAGUAUUAUUAAUAAUAAAUGUGUUUUAGAUUUCUAAUAGAUUUGCUUAAUUAUAUGGACAUUGGAAAACAGUGAAAUUAUUGAAAAAAUUUGCUACAUUUACAGCCAGAACAAAAUAAGUUUAUAAUAAACCACUAAAAGGAGAUGAUUAAUAAGAGCUGAAAGAAGAAUUAAAACUCUUCUAAAAUUUUUUAUCAAUGAAGACCUUAGGAAUAGUUAAUAAUUUAACUUAAUCUCCAGCUCUAAAUACAUAAAAUGGAUAAUUAAAAAUAAAAUCACUGAAUCAGAUAAGAAUACCUUAAAAAUAGAAGUACAUUUCUUAACCUUAUCUCAAAUAUACAUAAGAAGUAUUUUGA